Molecule: messenger RNA, 578 nt
Organism: Saccoglossus kowalevskii
Lineage: Eukaryota; Metazoa; Hemichordata; Enteropneusta; Harrimaniidae
Product: heparan sulfate glucosamine 3-O-sulfotransferase 6-like
Molecular function (GO): [heparan sulfate]-glucosamine 3-sulfotransferase activity
Source: RefSeq, a predicted model, not a curated record
AUGAAUUUUCUUAACAUCGCUCGGAGAAAGCGAAAAUUUGUCGCGUUUACGGCCAUCGUCAGCGUGUGUGGAUAUUUGGUUUACUCAAUGUUGAUCUGCUGUCCGGCCAUUUCACAUUCGAGCGGGGUACGGUUAAGACAGAACCUCCAUAUACUCGGUUCAGAAGACGAUCUCCGGCAGCCCGGUGGUGGUGAUGGUGGUCUGCACGUUUACGGCGUCGAUGGUGUGGACAUCCAUGGGUUUUACGGAGGUGUCAAACCAGACGAUCCCGUUAAGCGAGAGAAUAUCUGGGAGGACGAGGACGACGAAACUGAUACGGACAGAGAUUUCGAGCGUUACGACGAUGAGGACACGGACGAUACAAAUCAUACCCGCCUUGGUGGAAAGAGCGUUGAUUCCAUCGCCGCUAACAAAACAAACGCAACUCGCAAACUUCCACAAGCUGUAAUCAUCGGGGUGAAAAAAUGUGGAACAAGAGCUUUAUUAGAAUUCAUUCGCAUGCACCCUGAUGUGCGUGCUCCGGGACCUGAAGUUCAUUUUUUUGACAGGUUUUACACUUUGGGUGAAGACUGGUACAG